Chaetomium strumarium is the source of this 1088-nucleotide messenger RNA. RefSeq names its product acyl CoA binding protein-domain-containing protein. The coding region runs from base 100 to 1002 and encodes 300 amino acids. Gene Ontology annotation, molecular function: fatty-acyl-CoA binding. Gene Ontology annotation, biological process: fatty acid metabolic process. The transcript has 2 exons. NCBI's taxonomy places the organism in Eukaryota, Fungi, Ascomycota, Sordariomycetes, Sordariales, Chaetomiaceae. The record is from RefSeq and is a predicted model, not a curated record.
GACCAAGGUUACCGAAAAUAAGAAGAGUGCCCAUCUUGAGCGGCGCAUUAUCUAGUCUACCGGUCCUGUUGAGAAGACAAGACGGAGAACUAUAGCACAAUGUCGGAUUCCAUUGACCGAGUCUUCGUCCAUGCCCUCAACACAGUCAAAAAGGUCCCUAAGACCGGGGCUGCGCGCCCGCCGCCAUCCGACCGCAUGCGCCUAUAUGGCCUGUACAAGCAGGCCAUGGAAGGCGACGUCGACGGCGUGAUGGAGCGGCCCUCGGCUACCUCGGCGACCGGUGCAGGCAGCAGCAGCGAAGACCUGGUACGCGAGCAGGACAAAUGGGAUGCAUGGAAUUCGCAGAAAGGACUGAGCCGCACGGAAGCCAAGCGCCGCUACGUCGAGGCGUUGAUCGAGACCAUGCACAAGUACGCCAACACGCCCAACGCGCUAGAGCUGGUGGCCGAGCUGGAGUUUGUCUGGAAUCAAGUCAAGAGCAACAGCCCUAGCUCAGCGGGGUCUUCAUCAGGACAGAGCGGUGGCGGCGUCGGCGGCGUUAUUGCGAGCCCCGUGGUUCGUCGCUUUCAGCCACCAUUGAGUGGCAGCGAAGGACCGAUGAAAGUGCUCAGUCCGAUGAGCGAGGAAGACGAGUCGGAGCGGCGCAUGGCCGAGGUGGCGGACCAGGCAGAGGACGACCCAAGCGAGGAGUACGCAAGGCGGAACGACAAGCGGUCUAAGAGGAUGGAGCGUGCCAUUGUCAGGUUGUCCGCUGAGAUUGCGGCGCUGCGGGAGCAGAUCGCAACAGGCCGGGAAUGGAGGUCCCGUAAGGAGCGAGGCGUUCUCGCCUGGAUCGCGUGGUCUUUCUGGGCUGUCGCGAAACACACUACCAUUGACGUCAUCACCCUGCUUCUGCUUCUCCUGUGGAUGCGGAAGAGGAGGGACCCGCGACUAGAGGACCACGUGCGAGGCAUUCUACGGCUUGCUCGAGAGUAUGUUAGGAAGAUCCUGCCGGCUCGAUGAGGGUUUCAUGUGCGCGGUAUUGGCCAAGUGUCCGUUGGCCAAUACUCAGGACCACUCCCUAUCCCGACAUCCAUGCUCAAAACUCA